Ricinus communis (castor bean) is the source of this 3328-nucleotide messenger RNA. Its product is annotated as phosphoinositide phosphatase SAC2. The record is from RefSeq and is a predicted model, not a curated record. Gene Ontology annotation, molecular function: phosphatidylinositol-3,5-bisphosphate 5-phosphatase activity. Gene Ontology annotation, cellular component: intracellular membrane-bounded organelle. The transcript has 17 exons. Bases 446 to 2881 code for a protein of 811 amino acids. NCBI's taxonomy places the organism in Eukaryota, Viridiplantae, Streptophyta, Magnoliopsida, Malpighiales, Euphorbiaceae. Gene Ontology annotation, biological process: phosphatidylinositol dephosphorylation.
AUUAUUUUUAACCACAAAUACUAUAAAAUUAAGAAUUAAAAAAUAGCGGCGUAAUUUUCGUGUACAAUUACAAAGACAAAAUCUCCUUUAGUUCAGCUUAAAAUAUAAAUAUAAAUUUCUCAUAUUUAAGAAAAAAAAAAAGAAAAGAAAAAAAAAACAAACGAAAAUCUCUCUACUUUGCGGCAUCUACAGCUCUCUCCUCUCUCUCUCAUCAUAGUCGAUCUAUCCUCUCUCUCUCACACACUCUCUCAGACCUCAAAACGGUCCGUUUUUAUCUCAUUCACCGGUCUGCUUCGUUUCAAAACAAUAUCAAUUAUCAGCUUCUACUUUAGUGUGUAGAUUUGAGAAGCAGAGGUGUCGUUUUCAGCGAGGAGAGUUGACCCGGGCCGAGAGGAACUGCUCUGCUCGGGGAAGAAGAUAAGAUAGUAAAUAGAUCCGAAUAAACAUGGAUACUAAGGCUGCCGCCGGCUUACCUGACCCGAAUUCUGGUUACUUGCAGAAAUUUCGCCUCUAUGAGACUCGCUCGAAUUUUUAUAUGUUAGGAAGAGACAAGAGUAGGAGAUUUUGGAGGGUUUUAAAGAUUGAUCGAUUAGAUCCAUCUGAACUGAAUAUUCUCCAAGAUUCUACAGCAUACUCAGAAAGUGAAUGCUGUGACCUGCUAAGGCGAAUACAUGAAGGGAAUAAGUCAACGGGCGGACUUAAAUUUGUCACUACUUGCUAUGGAUUAGUUGGUUUCAUUAAAUUUUUGGGACCCUAUUACAUGCUGCUGAUAACAAAAAGAAGGAAAAUUGGUGCAAUUUGUGGCCAUGCGAUAUAUGCCAUCACCAAGAGCGAGAUGAUUCCUAUUCCGAAUUCUUCUUUGCGGUCCAAUAUGACUAAUUCUAAGAACGAGAACAGAUACAAGAAGCUCUUAUGCACGGUGGAUCUUACAAGGGACUUCUUUUUCAGUUAUUCAUACAACAUCAUGCAUUGUCUUCAAAAGAAUUUAUAUAACAGCGAGACAGGGAAAGUUCCCUAUGAAACAAUGUUUGUUUGGAAUGAAUUCUUAACUCGAGGGAUCCGGAAUAACCUCGAGAAUACGCUGUGGACAGUGGCAUUAGUAUAUGGCUUUUUUAAACAGGUGAAACUUUCAAUCUCAGGUAAGGACUUCAAGUUGACACUCAUCGCGAGACGCUCACGGCAUUACGCCGGCACCAGAUAUUUAAAACGUGGUGUGAAUGAGAAGGGCAGAGUGGCUAAUGAUGUGGAGACAGAGCAGAUAGUCUUUGAAGAUGUUCCUAAUGGCUAUCCAGUGCAAAUAAGUUCUGUUGUGCAGCAUAGGGGUUCAAUCCCACUUUUCUGGUCCCAAGAAACUUCGCGAUUGAACAUUAAACCUGACAUUAUAUUAUCAAACAAGGACCAAAAUUACGAGGCCACAAAACUUCACUUUGAAAAUCUUGUAAAGCGAUAUGGGAAUCCAAUAAUUAUUUUGAAUUUAAUUAAGACACAUGAAAAGAAGCCGCGGGAAAGCAUACUUCGUGUAGAGUUUGCUAAUGCUAUCAAAUUUAUAAACAAAGGCUUAUCAGAGGACAAUCGCCUGAGGUUCCUCCACUGGGAUUUGCAUAGACAUUCCAGAAAAGCUACCAAUGUGCUGUUGCUUUUAGGGAAAGUGGCGGCAUAUGCAUUAAACCUAACUGGAAUCUUUUAUUGUCAAGUUAACUCGAGUUUGAUGCCCAUGGGAUUUCCCAAUUCUUCCUACUCUGAGGAAAAUAAUGAUGAGUGCUCUUUGGGAAAUCCUUCUUCCACUGAAAAUGAAUUUGAAAGGACUUCAGAAUCAGGAGUUGGCAAUAUUGAUUCUGGAGCAAAUGGAAAUUCACGUACCAAGGCCCCAAUGUUUCAAAGAGGGGUUCUAAGGACUAAUUGCAUAGACUGUUUGGAUCGCACAAAUGUUGCACAAUAUGCCUAUGGUUUGAUGGCUCUUGGUCAUCAGCUGCAUGCGCUUGGAUUCAUAGAAUCACCAAUUAUUGAUCUAGAUAACCAAUUGGCAGAGGAUUUAAUGAGGAAUUAUGAGACAAUGGGUGACACGCUUGCGCUGCAGUAUGGUGGGUCUGCGGCACACAACAAGAUUUUCUCGGAGAGGAGAGGACAGUGGAAAGCUGCAACUCAGUCCCAAGAGUUCUUCAGAACUCUACAGCGUUACUACAGUAAUGCUUACAUGGAUGCUGAGAAACAAGAUGCCAUUAACGUGUUCUUGGGUCAUUUCCAGCCGCAGCAGGGAAAGCCAGCACUGUGGGAAUUGGAUUCAGAUCAACACCACAAUGUUAGAGGGCGCGAUCCUGAUUUCAUAGAUGAGGGUGCUAGGUCAUUCUUUAAAAGAUCACUAUCAGAUGGAAACCUUCUUUGUGAUAGUGACCCGCUUGUGGCAACUACCAGGGUAGGACCUAAUAAGCCUUUUACAGAGGAGCAAGGAGUUAAUAUGGGCCUUUCAGAUUCUACUCCAGAGAUCUCAACCUGUGAAAGCGACAUAUCAUAUUCUAGGUAUACGCCCACGAUGCCUCGUAGACGGCUUUUUAAAGAUAUAGGAGAAGAUGAAUUCGAUAGUGAUCAUAUUUGUUAUGAUGAACAUGGGGAUGCAUGUAGCUGUUCAAACUUUCUUGAUUUGGACUGGCUUUCUUCGUCAGGGAAUUCUUGCGAGGAAGAUCCUUUUGAUAGGACUAUUGCUGGCCUAUCAUCCGAAUAUCUUGUGAAUGAACUGAAAAGUGAAACAUCUGCCAGUGAGUGUGGAUCUAGCUUGAAGGGAAGAAACCAAACUGCGACUGACUUCUCUUCUGACAAUCUCAUGGGUGGAUUUUCGGAGCGCUUUGCGCACUGGGUAACACACGGGGAGACACUUUGCCUAUGAUAAAUUAACUCCAACUUUCUAAUCAUAGUAUUUAUUCGAGCCAUUAUCUUUUCUGAUCCUGUCCGAAGGAUGUGGAUCACAAUACAAAAAAUAAUAAAGAGCAAGACAUGAUACAAUUUUGGCAUUUGUGAAGCAAAGCAGUUCUCAGAUCAUACAUGUUCAAGCGUAUACCACCAGGGUUAAGAAAAGUAUGACCGAGGAAGCAGAAGGAUAAACAGCUGAUAGCUAAUUCAUUUGGACCCCCUCAAAGUCCUCCAGUUUCUCUAGGUUUCAAAACAGAGUUUCACCUUGUAAAUAUGAUUCUUUUAAAAUAUCUUUAAAAUAGAUCCAGAUUACAAUUUAGGCCGAAUAGAUCUAGAUUACCACUUAUUCUUCUUGAUAAAUAUGCCCAUUAUUACCAGUUUUGAGAGCAAUAUAGGAUAUUGAAAAGAAGUUUUUAAGUUUUAA